Molecule: messenger RNA, 3250 nt
Organism: Chinchilla lanigera (long-tailed chinchilla)
Lineage: Eukaryota; Metazoa; Chordata; Mammalia; Rodentia; Chinchillidae
Product: histone acetyltransferase p300-like
Biological process (GO): positive regulation of transcription by RNA polymerase II
Cellular component (GO): histone acetyltransferase complex; transcription regulator complex
Molecular function (GO): transcription coactivator activity; chromatin DNA binding; histone acetyltransferase activity
Source: RefSeq, a predicted model, not a curated record
UUAGGUUGGAGUCAAAACCAUCCCAAGGGCUGUGUGGUCAGAGCUGGCGUCCUGGAAGGUGGUGCGGUCCUGGGGCACUGCCCUCGCAGCUGACUGCGCUGCUGGAGGUGGGGCCGAGGGAGGAAGUAGGUCACUGGGGGUGGCCUGGGAAGGGGUGUCUCCUCGGACUCUUCCUGCUGGCUGCUUCCUGGUUAUCAGGAGUUCAGCAGCUCCACUCCCCGUGUAGUUCCUGCCUGGGAGCCCGCGGACCUUGGACUGAAAUGUCCGCCUGCCAGAUGCUCUGCACCUGCUGUGAGUGCAAGGACCGAGUGGACACACACUGGCACUGCACCGUCUGCGAGGAUUAUGACUUGUGUAUCUCCUGCUAUUACACUAAAAACCACGACCACCCGAUGGAGAAACUGGGUCUUGGCUUAGAGGAUGACCAGCAUGCUGCAGCCACCCAGAGCCCGGAAGAAUCUCGCCGCUUGAGCAUCCAGCGAAACAUCCAAUACUUGAUCCUAGCCUGCCAGUGCCGGGAUGCCAACUGCCCGUUGCCCUCCUGCCAGAAGAUGAAGCGGGUUGUACAUCAUACCAAGAGCUGCAAACGGAAGAGCACCGGCCGGUGCCCUGUGUGCAGGCAGCUCAUUGCCCUCUGCUGCUACCAUGCCAAGCGCUGCCACGAGAACUACUGCCCUGUGCCGUUCUGCUUCAACAUCAGGCAGAAGCUCCGCCAGCAGCAGCUGCAGCCCCGGCAGGCCCAGGUGCUGCACCGCAGGAUGGCCAGCGUGUAGCCGCCAGUGUGGUGGGCCAAAAGUAGGGCCUGCCCUCCCCAGCCCCUGCCACGACAACUACAUCAAAUGUGCAGCAGCCACUCAGAAGAUGGCCUAGCUCACCCCUUCCGGAACAGCCCUGGUGACCUUCCACCUCCUCCACAGACUCCUCAGCCACCCUUGGCUGGGCACCUAGCUGCCGCAGAAGAAAUAGCAGUGCACAUUCAGACAGCAGUGGAUACACCGCGCCGGAUGGCCUAUGGAGACCAACACAAUUCCCAUAUCCCAGAACUCCCACGGCCCCAAUGGACAUAAGCCCAUCUGCCAUGUCUAGAGGUCCCAGCAGGCAUCUGGAGCCAGAGAUGGGGCCCACAGUAAUGCAGCAGCAGCUCCCCUGGGCCCAAGAAGGACUGCCUCAGCCCCAGCAACUCCAGCGAUGACAGGGUGCCAAGGCCGGCCAUGAUGUCAGUGGCCCAGCACGGGCAGCCCUUGAACAUGGCUCCACAGCCAGGAUUGGGCCAGGUGGUGUGAGCCCACUCAAACCAGGCACUGUGUCUCAACAAGCCUUACAAAACCUCCUGCGGACGCUCAGGUCCCCCAGCUCUCCCCUGCAGCAGCAACAGGUGCUAAGUAUCCUUCAUGCCAACUCUAAUGGACAGCCUGGCAUGGCCCAGGGACAGUCAGGGCUGCAGCCACCAGCCACGCAGAGGGUCCACUCCAGGUCAGCCAUGCACGACAUGAAUCCCAUGCAGGCAGGCGUGCAGAGGGCUGGCCCGGGCCAGCAGCAGCAUCAGCAGCCACUCCAGCCGCCCAUGGGCCUUGGGAGCAGAGGCGGGAGACAGUCUGCAGGCCUAUCCGCAGUGACUCCUCUAGCAGCAGGUGGGGUCCCCUGCUCAGCUGAACCUCAUGCGCCCCCAGCAGCCACGUUCCCAAAGCAGGUCCAGUCCCCACACCUCCAAGGCGAUCCCCAGUUCUCAUUCCAGUCACAUGUGGUCCCGCAAUCCUAUCCCUUUCCCAAGGCCUCCAUCCCAGCCUGUCCCUAACCCCGAGGAUGCAGCCUCAGUCUUCUCCACACCAUGUUUCCCACAGACCAGUUCCCUACAUCUUGGACUGACUGCUGCCCAGGCUGCCAACCCCAUGGAACAAGGGCAUUUUGCCCGCCCAGACUAGAAUCUGAUGAGCUUUCAGCUCGCUAGCCAUCCAGGCACGGCAAACCAUGGUACAAGCAUCGUGGACCUGGGACUCGGCACCGAUAGCUCAGAUUGAAUUCGGACCUCUCACGGAGUACGCCAGACAUGUAACACACCUGGUGGUACUUUGGGAGCAGAGAAAAAUUAUUUUCUCUUAAGACUUUUUGAACUGAACGAAGUUUUUUGGAAUCUUUCUUAGCCUAUGAAACAGUUUUUCCUUAGAACACCUAAGAACUGUGCAGUAGUCAUUUGUGGAGGUUAUUUCUGAUUUGGCUUCAUUUCAUUUGCAUUAUUGGGGAAUGAACCCAGGGUCAUUGCACUGAGCUAUAUCCCCAGUCCAGUUAAAACCUUUUGUAGCCAGGUCUCAGUCACUGAGAAGUUGCCCAAGCUGGGCUUGAACUCCAUGGUCGUCCUCCCUCAGCCUCCCAGGUGCUGGGAUUCAUGCGUGGGCCACCGUGCGCAGUGCCAUUUGGGGUUUCAAGUGAAGGUGCCAGGUGAGCCUGAGGAUGACAGCACACUAAGAACAGACCCUGCUGUGCUUGCCCAGCCGACCUUCGCUGUGCGCGUGUGGUUCGAGCGCGCUGGGGGGAGGCUGAGGGCGGAGGCCCCGGUAUGCUCCUGCCUUGCACCUCCAGUAGGUUUUACUAGUUUUUUAAAAUUAAGGAAAAUGUGUAAUAUCAGUAGUUACUAUUUACUGGUUCAGAAGUGAAAAUUUUUCCUUAUUUUCUUCACUUUAUGGAAGAAUUUUUAAGAUUCUAAAACCAAAGUACAGCAGGGGUUCAUGUUACUUAAAAAAUAUGUUCCACGUACAUAAGUAUAUUAAAAUGGCAGUUUCUCCCCGAGUGCUAAAAUACUCAUUUUUUAAAAAAAUUUUUGGUGAGAUGGUCUGGGAAAAAACUUUCCCGUUUGGUCUGAGUCAACUUUAAUGCUCCAGAAAAUUUUCUAUAAGUCUGAAAAUAAAACUUCAAGUAUUAAAAUAAUCUGUGGGUGUGAGAGGGAAAUGACUUUUUCAAAAUAGGAGCAACUGCCCAGUUGACGUAUUAUAAAUUGUGACUUCUUACAGAAAAAUUUUUGUUAGACAUCUCAUAAAGGAAAAAUGAAAAAGUGAGAAGUCACCCAGUGUGAUUAUCAGAACAUGCAAGGUCUCCCUGUUUUGGUUCUUCUGCCACACACAGUCUCGCUUUCUGUAAAAAAGUGUAAACCUUGCAGUUAAAGUUGAUGACCUGUAGAUACAAGCUUGGGAUCGCUGUAUAGCCUGUCCAGUUCGAUUUCUUAUUACCUGUCGUUGAAUAAACUGUGAGACACCGA